AUGGAAGGUAAUUCGAGGGCGACUCUGCUCUCCAUGAUAAAUCUUGGGUCUCGGGUUUCUGUAACCCUGUUGCUCGAUCCAUCCAAUCAUAGUCUAAUCGUCGACCUGGGUUUUUGGAACCAAACCACUGUUGAUCCUCCUGCGUUAAGAAUGACACAACUGCUGCAAGAUGACAGCUCAUCUGAUGACCUGAAAAGAAUUGGAGAUGCAGGUCUUAGCCGCUGGCAAGCAGUCAGGCGAGCCAAGUAA
Molecule: messenger RNA, 249 nt
Organism: Paracoccidioides lutzii Pb01
Exons: 1
Coding region: 1-249 (82 amino acids)
Source: RefSeq, a predicted model, not a curated record